This is a messenger RNA of Carassius gibelio (silver crucian carp), 1550 nucleotides long. Its product is annotated as tumor necrosis factor ligand superfamily member 13B. The record is from RefSeq and is a predicted model, not a curated record. Gene Ontology annotation, biological process: immune response. Gene Ontology annotation, molecular function: receptor ligand activity; tumor necrosis factor receptor binding. Lineage: Eukaryota; Metazoa; Chordata; Actinopteri; Cypriniformes; Cyprinidae. Gene Ontology annotation, cellular component: membrane. The coding region runs from base 510 to 1319 and encodes 269 amino acids. The transcript has 7 exons.
CCUUUUGCUUGUCACUGUUAUUUAUAUACUUUAUUAUGUGCUAUUCAUUUAUGGUCAACAAGUCCAUGUCUGACAUUUUCAUUUAUCUGCUAUUUAUCUCUGCACAUUUGACGCAGUUUGUUGGAACAGCCACAAAGUAAGUGGUGACAAAGCAACUUUCGGUUACAGUGCAGUGUUAAAUACGGUGGGUGUGGACAGCUCGGCAGGAAAGGGACACAAAAACCAGACUGUUAGCAGGAGCACUGUUGAAGACGGGACAUUUUUGAGUACGUUUGCUUUUGUUCCGAGUUUUCAUCUAUACCACAUCAACAAAUACCAGCUUGAAGAGGAAAGGAAGUCUGAUCCAGGAUUUUUCUUAAAGAAAUGUAUGCUAAGAGCUUCAGAGGAAUAUUCAUGCCAUUUGAGGGUGAAUUGGAUUCAGCAGGCAUAACAAAAAACUCCAGUCAAGCUUCUUUCUGAGUAGAAACCUCUCACUGUAAGGAGGAUGUUUUGAGAAGUUUGUUUCCACCAUGCCUGUUGAAGAUGUUGGUCCAGGUCGGGGUGAAAGGAGAAGGUUGUCCUGGAUGUUUCUAGUUCUGGUGAUUGCUACCAUCACCUCCUCUUCCCUGUCUGUGAUCUCCAUGUACCAUAUGCUGGCCCUGCGGGCCGAGGUGGAGGGUUUGAGAGCUGAGGUGGUCCGCAGGAGAGAGGAGCAAAGCGGGACACUAGAAGAAGUGGCAGGAAAACAAACCCAUCAGCAGGAAGAUGAAGAGAGCAAAGAGACAAUCGAGUAUCUGAAGCAGACUGAGAUGGAUGAUGCCGUAACAGACCAUACUGUCCUGUCAAAAAGGAGCCUGGGUCAUACAUCAAGCAAAGCAGAAUCCCAGCCCUGUUUACAAAUGAUGGCAAACAACAGGAGAAAAACCUUCCAGAAAGAGUUUGCUUUGGAAAUAUGCACAGCCAUCCCAUGGCAAGUCGGACUGAAGCGUGGCACGGCUCUGGAGGAAGAGCAGGGCACCAUUUUAAUCAAAGAGGAAGGCUUCUUCUUCAUCUAUAGUCAGCUCUCCUUUUCCCAGGUUUACUACACAGACUCUACGUUCGCUAUGGGCCACAUCGUGAUUCGUAUAAAGAAGAACGUUGUAGGAGACGAGAGUCAGCACGUUGUUCUGUUCCGCUGUAUUCAGAGCAUGAAUCGAGUCAAUCACUUCAACACAUGCUACACUGGAGGCCUAGUGAAGUUGGACUCUGGGGACAGACUGGAGCUUCUGAUACCUCGUACCAAUGCAAAUAUCUCUCUGGAUGGGGAUUCCACCUUCUUAGGAGCAAUACAACUGGCCUGACAAUGGAGAACGACUUUGGAUCAGACACUGAAUGAGACUGAAUAUGCUUUAUUAUAAUUAUUCAUAAGGAUAAUUAUUGACAUUCCCUGGACUCCACGAAUACCACACUUGCUUUAUGUUGUGGAGCAUUCCUAAAAAUGUCUUCAUCUAAUUACUUUGUAUCCAGCUACUUUGGUUCACACUUCAGUGGCAUUUCAUCACCCAUGCACAAAAUGAACAUUAUUGCCCAUA